This is a messenger RNA of Lentinula edodes (shiitake mushroom), 948 nucleotides long. RefSeq names its product UbiA prenyltransferase family. The transcript has 8 exons. Gene Ontology annotation, cellular component: membrane. Bases 1 to 948 code for a protein of 315 amino acids. Gene Ontology annotation, molecular function: transferase activity, transferring alkyl or aryl (other than methyl) groups. The record is from RefSeq and is a predicted model, not a curated record. NCBI's taxonomy places the organism in Eukaryota, Fungi, Basidiomycota, Agaricomycetes, Agaricales, Omphalotaceae. Gene Ontology annotation, biological process: ubiquinone biosynthetic process.
AUGUCUAAGCGUCUGGCUAAUCUUUUUGCCCCACCCUCGAAAGAGGAGAUCAAUGCUUGUUGGGACCUUUGCCGGCUGAACAACCAUAUGGGCUGUUGGACAACUUGGAUACCAACGGCUUGGGCCCUCGCAAUGGUUUAUCACGCUCAGCCUGAAAUACCAGGAAGUGUAGCGUUACUUUGGGCUGCGAAGUAUCUGGUGCUGUGUUCUGGAAUUAAGUCGCUCAUAAUGGCGAUCGAUGAUAUUUUAGAUCAUGACAUUGACGCUAUGGUGUCCCGCACGAAAGGCCGUGCCAUUCCUAGAGGCUCGAUAUCUCUGGAACGUGCCUGGAUGUUCUUUGGAAUUCAGGUAGUGCUCGGAGUGUUUCUUGCGCAAGCCCUUUUGGAUCCUGUCUCAUGCCGUUUUGCUGCUGCCGCUGCACCCUUGUUCAUCAUUUACCCUACAUGCAAGCGGUGGAUGUACUUCGCCCCGGUCGUUUUGGGUCUCAUGUUCACCGUCGGUGUCUUUAUGGGUUGGAGUACGUUGAGCCGCACCAAGGAGAUGCCGUACGAAAUGCUUGUUCCCAUUUACAUCGGAGGCUGCUUCUGGGUCUGGACAUACGAGACAAUUUACCAACACAUGGAUAAAAAUGAUGAUGUGAAGAUUGGGAUUCGCUCUUCUGCCUUGCUCUGCGGUCAAUACACAAUCCCUGUGUGCUUUUCCACUGCCAUAGCAUUCUUCGGACUGCUUACCUACGGAGGGUACUUGAAUGGGCACAGUUACCCAUUCUUCGCUGGGGUCCUGUUAGCUGCGGGAUUGUUAUUGUCGAAACUUCUGCGUACCGACAUUGAUCGACCCGCUGAUUGCAGAGACUUUUUCCUGCAAACACCUUUGAUUGGGCAAAUUCUUGUCGGAGGCUUUGUAGCUGACGCCGUCAUUGGUCGAAUUUCGAAUGGCAUAGCUCUUUGA